UGGCACCAGUUUGUUUAUUUCCGGUUUCUGUUCGAGAGUCGGGAAUCAAUAUCGUUGUUGCCUGCAUCAACUGAGAUGUAUUACGACCAAGGAGGGAUGGAAUAUGAACUUGAAGAGGACAAACUGUGUGUAGGUGAAUACUUUGAGACAUAAGAAUAUUAGUGGCUGUGUUAAAGUAAAGAUGAACGAUUACGAUUAUGACCUAUUACCAACAUUUGACAUGGACGAGUAUGAUCCAAAUGAGGAUGGAUUAUUAGAGUUUUACUACCAAGAGGACAAACUGGGCAUGACAGUGACAUCUGGCAGUGUAGUACUCCAGAAAGAUGGCCAGAAUUUGAUUGGUAUAAGUAUUGGAGGUGGAGCUCCACUCUGUCCCUGUCUGUAUAUAGUACAGAUCUUUGACAACACACCUGCCUCUAAAGAAGGUACUCUUGCCUCUGGUGAUGAACUGGUAGGUGUCAGUGGACAGUCUGUUAAAGGGAAAACCAAAGUAGAGGUGGCCAAGAUGAUACAAUCUAUAAAGGAGGAAGUGACAAUCAAUUACAACAAACUACAUGCUGAUCCCAAACAAGGCAAAUGUUUAGAUAUAGUUUUAAAGAAAGUGAAGCACAGAGUGGUAGAAACCAUGAAUACAAAUACAGCAGAUGCAUUAGGACUAAGUAGAGCUAUCUUGUGUAAUGAUGGACUGGUAAAGAAACUAGAAGAACUAGAGAAAGUUGCAGAAAUGUAUAAAGGCUUAAUAGGUCUUACCAAGUCAUUAUUGAAGACAACAUUUGAAUUAUCUCAGUCUCAUAAGGCAUUUGGAGAAGUAUUCUCAGCAAUAGGAGUAAGAGAGCCUCAGCCUGCUGCUAGUGAAGCAUUUUCUAGGUUUGGAGAAGCUCAUCGCAAUAUGGAAAGAUUUGCUAUCAAAAUGUUGAAAACAGCUAAACCUAUGAUAACAGAUUUAAACACAUACCUUAACAAAGCAGUUCCUGAUACAAGACUUACUAUCAAGAAAUAUCUUGAUGUCAAGUUUGAAUAUUUAGCAUACUGUUUAAAGGUUAAAGAAAUGGAUGAUGAGGAAUAUAGCUAUGCUGCAUUACAGGAACCGCUUUACAGAGUAGAAACAGGAAAUUAUGAAUAUAGAUUAAUAUUAAGAUGUCGACAAGAUGCCAGGACCAGAUUUGCUAAAAUGAGAUCAGAUGUCUUAGUGAAGCUUGAACUCUUGGAUCAGAAACAUGUACAAGACAUAGUGUUCCAGUUACAAAGAUUUGUGUCAGCUAUGGCCAAAUACCAUAAUGACUGUCAUGGUGUUAUGAAAGAAGCUGUUGUGUUCCCAAUAGAAGUAGACUUAUCAAGAGGAACAUUUACAUAUGAUACAACUAAUCAGUUUAAUGAUGAAGAAGACGAAGAGGAGGAACAGGAAGAGGAAGUGAUUACAGAGUCCAAAGUGGAGACAACCCCAUAUAGUGAUAACUUAAUAAGUACUGAUUAAAAUGAAUGGGAGAGGCUAAUGAAAGAUGGCUACUACAUAAUGGCAUCCAUAAGUGUAUAUGUUAUGAUUGAAUCUUGUUCUGUUAGGAAACAUGACUUUCAUUAUAUGGAUAAACUCAUCAUUUGAGAGAACAAAAAAUCAUUCAACUGUCUGUUGAUUGGAAUCUGUUUUUCUAGUUUCAAGAAUUAAUAAACAAUAUAUGUUUAUUAUUUUUGUAUGACAUUUGUCUCUAAAAAAAUUUGCUUUUGGAAAGUUGUACUUCUAUUAUUUUAACCAAAAAUUUUGAACUUCAUUUUAAAUUCACAUUACCUCACAACUUCUUUUUGUUUGUACACAUAUUUUUGUAUAAUUUCUCUCAGUGAAUAUUUUCAUAUCGUUCAUUAUUUUUCAUGUCCAAGUUUUUAACAUGAGUAAAUAGGGUAGGACAUUUUAAGCCUGGCUCAUUUGUAAGCCAUCUUUUCCUUUGUAACAAGAUAGAAUAAACUCACUGAAGUGCAUUCAAAAAUCUGAAGCUGAAGAUGCAUUUCAUUCAUAUUUUCAAAUAUAAUAUCAUUUAUUUGUUGAUCUGCUCUUAUUUUAUUGAAAUCCAGUUUUUACAUUCCUUGUUUUGUUGUAUUGUGUUAUUUAUGUACCUUUAUGAUUUAAAAAUGUUAUUUUUGAGUAGUUCUCAUUUUCCAACACUGAAAUCACCAUCUUUUGUAGGGUAAUCCACUAUGUGACAAUUGUUAUUUUAUUCUUUAAAUAUGGAUAACUUAGAAGGCAUAGGUGAUUUGCUGUUGUUACACCAUAUAUUAACUAUAUACUGAUAUCAGCUAAAAAAAUAGAUCUAUUACUGAAUCUCUAGUCCUGAUGGUAACUUUGAAUGGAUCUUGUACUGUGUUUAAUAUAUUUCAAGAACAUAAAUAUUUUUCAUUUCAAUAUGAAUUUAUUUUACACAUUUAUUGGUGUGAUAAAAAUGUUGUAUAUAAGUUCAGUUCUCAUUCCAAAACAAUAACAUUCUCAGAUGUUUAAAACUUCAGUUUAAUUGUUAUCUGUUUAUAAUUUAUACAUAUUUUAUUAAAAUGACAUUUGUUGUGAUUAUGUGCAAUAUUAUUAAAUUAGAUAUUAAAAUUUGUUGAUAAA
Molecule: messenger RNA, 2596 nt
Organism: Mytilus californianus (California mussel)
Lineage: Eukaryota; Metazoa; Mollusca; Bivalvia; Mytilida; Mytilidae
Product: PRKCA-binding protein-like
Exons: 11
Coding region: 182-1474 (430 amino acids)
Biological process (GO): receptor clustering; regulation of Arp2/3 complex-mediated actin nucleation; positive regulation of receptor internalization
Cellular component (GO): synaptic vesicle; postsynaptic early endosome; postsynaptic density
Molecular function (GO): phospholipid binding; protein domain specific binding; protein kinase C binding
Source: RefSeq, a predicted model, not a curated record